GUCGACCGGCGACUUCGACAUCGUCGUCGUCGUUGUCAUAUUAAAUAUAUAAAUAUAUAAAUAUAUAUACAAUAUAACACUAAUUCAUUAUUAUAAAAAAAAAAUAAGUGACGUGAUUGUGAAAAUUAAAAAUUUUUUUAAUUUAAAAAAAAAAUUUCUGAAAAAAUUGACUGCAAAAUAUCAAUAGUUUUAUUAUUUAAAAAUAUAUAUGUAUAUAUAUUUUUUUUGACAUAAAAUAUCAACAUUUCUUAUACUCAAUAUUACUCUGUAGAUAAAUAAAUUUUUGAAUUUUGAAAUUUUAAAUGUCGGUCUGGAGAACGGGAGAGAAUAAAAUUAACAAGUAAAGAGAGAAUGAGAUGUAAUAGUUGGGUGACGGCAGUUGUGACGGUGACGGCGGGUGAUCGUGACACGGAUCUACGAUAUUUAUAAUACGUAUAUAUAUAUAUAUAUAUAUAUAUAUAUAUUUUUUUUUUUUUUAUCGGUAGUAAAUGUUUUUGAUUGUUAAUUGAUUGGGACUUUAAGUGGACAAAAUAAUAAUAAUAAUAAUUGUUAUUAUAAAAGUGAUAUGAUGAUGAUGAUGGCUGAUAGUGGGACGCAAUCAUCUAGAAGACCGAGCAUUUGUAGUUACGAUUAUCCAGAAGAUUUGAAUCCAUUUAAAGAUGAAAUGGAAAAUAAUGAAACUGAUGAUCAAGUGACAUUGAGACAUCCGCGGCCACGGCCACGUGCUUUGGAUAAUUUUACUGUUAAUAGUAAUAAUAGUAAUAAUAAUAAUAAUAAUAAUAAUAGUAAUAAUAGUAAUAAUAAUAAUAAUGACAAUAAUAAUAAUAAUAAUAUUAAUAAUAAAUCAAAAGAUAAAGAUACGAAAAAUAAAUUUUGGACUUUUGGCCGGAGCAGAAAAAAAAGAUCUAAUAGUUUUUCUAUUAAAUCUACUUGGAAUGGAAUUUUCGGGAAACGUAAAGAAGACGAUAAGAAACCGACGAUUGCGACAGUGUCAUCGACGUACAAACGAACAACUUAUAAUAAUUACCCGACAGAAACACCAGGCUCACAUUUAUCUAAAGAUCAGCAAGAGUUUGAUGAAGCGCUCGGUACUUUAACGAGACGGCGUAAAAAUACUUGGGAUUACGCGUCGACAACUUCAUCGCGAUAUGGAUCUAGUUUGACAGUAAAUGGUGAUCCCGGAAGAAUUUACGAUGCAUGUCCACCCCAGGAAACCACAACGUCGAUUAUGGGUGAACUUACACCUAAACCUCCAGCUCGACGUUUUGGUCAAGUGAGCUCUAAAUCACCUCGUGAUAUUCCUCCAUUAAUUUACAAUAAAGAUAUGGAAAGAGAUGAUAAGACGCCGAUUCCUCCGAGGCGGAGUAAUGGAAUAAGAGCAUCUCAAAGAUUGCAUGUACCCAGUCCUGAUUAUCAUAAUAAUAAUAAUAAUAAUAAUAAUUUGAAAUCAAAUACGUCGACGGUGAUAACAGACGAGAACGAAAAUAUGCCUGAAGAUUACGUAUUCAAAAGGGUUAAUCAUGACACUAUGGCAGCUGUACGAAAGUCUAAUUUAUCAAUUAACAGCUGUGUAUCUAUGACAAGUGUUUAUGCUUCUGGUAGAAAAAAAAGACGGGCUCCUCAACCACCAAGUCCGCGAGACAUUAAACUUGAAGAUGUAUCUAAGGAAACCGAAGAGAUUACUAACGAAAUUAGUCAGAUAACACAAAACAUCGAGAAUCUAAAAGCCAAAUCCACCGAAGAAUUGAAAAACGAGUCGAAUGUCAACAAUAAUUCCGAUGACGUAAAAGAAGUAGGUAUCGAGUUAAUAAAACAAGAAGAAACAAAUCGUGAAAUCGUAAAAGAUGUCGAAAUAGUAGAUAGCGACGAUAAAGUAACGUUGAGAAAGAAAAAGUCUGUGGAGAGUUUAAUGGGCAGCGACAGUAGUUUUUCAGUGAAAGAUGAAAUUGAAAAAAUAGAACGUCAGAUAAAACUACUCGAGGCUACCAAAGCGAUUAAUAACGACGAGAAAGCAUCAACACUCUCCAGAACACGGACCUACUCAUUAUCAGAUGAUAAUUACGAGGCGCCUGGACGUUUGAUUCGCGGCAGCGGAUCGCGACGGAGUCUUCAAGAAAACAGGCGCAAUUUUUUCAAAGAUUUAACUUCACGAUCUAAUAAUAAUAUUAAUAAUGAUAGAGUUAAAAUUGAGAUAAAAGAGUUGCCGCGUCAGCAAAAUGAUAUUAAAAUAGUUCAUCUGACCGAUGACACGGACAGUAAACAAGUUGAUAAAUUUGAUGACAGUGCAGUUAAAGUUAUUGAACUUCAUAUUUCGGAGCCUAUUAAAGUUAAUUUUGAUCAGGUCAAUCCUAUUCCAAAACCUGUUAGGCACCAUAGUAAUUGCAGUUUAGAUAAAAUAUCAAAUAAUAAUAAUAAUAAUAAUAAUAAUAAUAAUAAUAAUAUUAAUAAUAAUAAUACUAAUAAUAAUAAUAAUAAUAAUAGAGAAAAUGAAGAACAAGAAACGAGUUCAUUGUAAAAUUAAAAAAAAUUUUAUAGUGAAGAAAAAAAAUAUUUACGCACAUUUUGCCAAUUCAAAUUUUGAAUAUCGCGCUGCAGGUGAGGUCAGAGCGCGCGAAUUUUUUUUUCGAAUUUUCUAUAAAAAAUAAAAAUUUUUUUUGUGGAAAAUUUUUUUUUGAGUGACAGAUUUCCAUAAAAAUUUACAAGGGAAAUUUUUUUAAUGGUAUCGAAAAAUUUAAAAUUUUCAAAUUAAAUUGAAAAAAAAAAUUACGCACAUUUUGACAAUUAAAAUUUUGAAUAUCGCGCUGCGGGUGCUAUCGGCGCGUAAAAUUUAUUUUUUUUUUUUUUUAAAUCAUUUUCUGAAAAAUUCUCAUGAGAAUUAAAAAAUAAGAAAAUUUUUUUUUGUGGUAACGAGAAUAAUAAGGGCGGGAAAAAAAUUACAAAUAAUUAAAAUUAAAAACAAAAUUACGCACAUUUUGACAAUUUAAAAUUUUAAAUGUCGCACUGUAGAUGCUAUCAGCGCGCAAAAUUUAUUUUCAUUUUCAAAUCACUCUUCAAAAAAUUCAAAAUUUUUUUUUAAGUCACAGAUUUCCAUAAAAAUUGAAAUCAGAAUUUUUUUUUGUCGUACUGAGAAUCAUAAGAGCGUAGAAAAAAAUUCAAAAUAAGUAAAAUUUUUAAUUUCCAGAUUAAAUUAAAAAAAAAAAAAAUUACAAACAUUUUGUCAAUUUAAAAUUUAAAAUAUCGCGCGGGUUUUAUCAGCGUGUAAAAUGUAUUUUUAUUUUGAAAUCAUUCUCUGAAAAAUUUCCAUAAAAAUUGAAAAAUAAGAAAAUUUUUUGUGGUACCGGAAGCCAUAAGGGCGGGAAAAAAUUUUAAAUAAUUAAAAUUAAAAAAAACGAAAUUACGCACAUUUUGUCAAUUUAAAAUUUCAAAUAUCGCGCGGUUUUUAUCAGCGCGUAAAAUUUAGUUUUAUUUUUAAAUCAUUCUCUGAAAAAUUUCCAUAAAAAUUGAAAAAUAAGAAAUUUAUUUGUGAUACCGGAACCAAAAGGGCGGGAAAAAAAUUUUAAAUAAUUAAAA
Molecule: messenger RNA, 3570 nt
Organism: Microplitis mediator
Lineage: Eukaryota; Metazoa; Arthropoda; Insecta; Hymenoptera; Braconidae
Product: probable WRKY transcription factor protein 1
Exons: 7
Coding region: 566-2515 (649 amino acids)
Source: RefSeq, a predicted model, not a curated record